AUGCAAGAAGUUCCGGAAGAGUUUAUAUUCGGCGAUUCUCGAGAACGACGUAAUUCCGGUGGUUCAGUGGGAAGCGUUGAAAGUACGUUGAGCAACAUAUUUACAACAAUUCCGGGAAUGUUAAGUUCCGGUCAACGUCUCACAACAAUCCCAUCAGAUGUUGAAAGUGAAAGUGCCGCUACUUCAUCACAAUUUCAAAGCGCUUCGAAAGAGCAAGUUCGUGGUUUUUUGCCAUUUCAGAGAUUUCUUGUUAUUCUCUCAUCUUUUAGUGUUAGAACAUCCAUAAUACCAGAAUAUGGUUUUUGCUGA
Gongylonema pulchrum is the source of this 309-nucleotide messenger RNA. The record is from the annotation of a GenBank genome assembly. Lineage: Eukaryota; Metazoa; Nematoda; Chromadorea; Rhabditida; Gongylonematidae.